AUCGAGUUUACCAGGUUUACCCGUUUACCACGAACACAGUUAUGUGUGAAAAAUAAUAACGCGUGUAACGUGUUGUGGUUGUACCGGCGAUAGAAAUGUCACUGUUCAAGGUUCAAACCUUCAAACUGAUCAGCUGUAGUUUCGUUCAUCUUUAUCAAUAUCUUUACUAGUUUACCUUCCACCGCAAACCGAUAGAAUAUUAAAUAAUUGUUCGUGAGUAAAGCAUUUACAAAUUUCGCUCUGUAAGAACACAACAGUACUGGACUUCUAAAAAUUCAUACAGGCGCCCUGGACUUCAAAAUUAACAACAGCAAUUUGAAGAUCAACUGACUAUUUCAAUGACAGUGUUGAGCAACGCUUGCUCACAAUGAGUGAUCUGGAGCAGCCCGCAUCGAAAAAGCCGCGACUAGCAACUGCCAAAGUCGAUGGUCUAAAUAUGAUACACUCCGUCCUAUCGGACGAGUUUUGCAAGUCGCCCCGUAUGAUAGAGGUUUAUGUUGGCCGCAUUCUCAACACAAGCCAAACAGGCAAAUUGAUAUCCGAAUUGAACCGCUCCUUGCCAAUGUCUCGGAUGCAGCAUUUGAAACGUGUUAGUCGCGAUGGAAUGAUUAUUAUAGCGGAGGCUAUCCACCUAGAAGAUAUAUUGAAGGCAGAAAUGGCGAGCAAUGCAGAUGAUUCGAUUGAUGCAAAUAAAGUCGAUGGAGAUAUAAAUGCCAGGUUAGCUACAUAUUUGAGACUGAAAAAUGUUGAAGACGAGCUAGUUGAUAGUCUUUGUCAUAGUAUUUCUAAGCGGGAAGUCGUUCUGAAUCAACCCAAACUUAGGUGGCAAUAUGAGAUUGCUAAUUCACUCUGGGCCUGUAAAUUUCAUCCAGACAAAUAUCUGGAGUCUUUAUACACGAAUACAAACUUCAGCAGUAUCGAAAGGAGUUAUCACCUAAUGAUGAUGUCUGCGUGUCUCUAUCUAAGGGAGCAAUUCAACGGUAACCCGUUCGGUAUAUGUGUAAAUCCAAAGAUAAAUCGUGUGGCUGCUAUAGGCACGGGUCAAAGCGAUCAACACCCGAUGAUGCACUGCCCGAUGGUGUUAAUUGAUAAUGUUGCCAUUUCGCAAAAUGGCGGUACGUGGUUCACUGUUCGGCAGCAGGCUUCCUCAAAGGAAAAUAAUUUCGUCCUUAGCGGAAUUGAAGCCGAAUACGUGCGAAUUCUCAACGACAAGUUUGAUGCAAUCAAGUUCGGAGCACAACCAGUUCAAGCAGAAGGUGUAAAGGAAAUAGAUAUUACACCAGAUGAGGACAAUUUAGCUAAGUACGGCCCUUAUCUUUGCACCGGUUACGAUAUUUACUUAACGCACGAACCGUGUGUUAUGUGUGCGAUGGCUUUAGUGCACAGUCGAGUGAGGCGAGUCUUUUUCCAUCUUAGUACGAAAAACGGAGCUUUGUUAUCUAUCACCAAGGUUCACUGCGUGAAAGAACUAAACCAUCAUUAUGAAGUUUUUCGAGUAGACUGACUAGUGGUAUCAUUGUACAGCGCAAUACAUGCCUUGCAAUUAAAAA
Molecule: messenger RNA, 1550 nt
Organism: Wyeomyia smithii (pitcher-plant mosquito)
Lineage: Eukaryota; Metazoa; Arthropoda; Insecta; Diptera; Culicidae
Product: probable inactive tRNA-specific adenosine deaminase-like protein 3
Exons: 2
Coding region: 368-1504 (378 amino acids)
Biological process (GO): tRNA wobble adenosine to inosine editing
Cellular component (GO): nucleus; cytoplasm
Molecular function (GO): tRNA-specific adenosine-34 deaminase activity
Source: RefSeq, a predicted model, not a curated record